Molecule: messenger RNA, 3963 nt
Organism: Thunnus maccoyii (southern bluefin tuna)
Lineage: Eukaryota; Metazoa; Chordata; Actinopteri; Scombriformes; Scombridae
Gene: agpat2
Product: 1-acylglycerol-3-phosphate O-acyltransferase 2 (lysophosphatidic acid acyltransferase, beta)
Exons: 6
Coding region: 768-1580 (270 amino acids)
Biological process (GO): phosphatidic acid biosynthetic process
Cellular component (GO): membrane; endoplasmic reticulum
Molecular function (GO): 1-acylglycerol-3-phosphate O-acyltransferase activity
Source: RefSeq, a predicted model, not a curated record
UUCACUGUAAAGUCUCUUCUCAGUGUUUCUGCACUGGAGGCUUUAAGUUUUCAACAUCACACUUGUGUAAGUUGAAUGUUGCAUCAGGACCGGCUUUGAAACCGUUCACCAACCAACCACAAACCAUGCGCGUAGGCCCAGUAAAGCCCUUAAAAUUUGAUUUUCAAUGAGCAGAUGAAUGUGAAAACAGCCUUCUAGUGUCAAACUCUGCACAUACAUCAUUGUGCACAGUGAAGCUCAAACAUCAAGCUGAAGGAACAAGAAGAAAAACAUAUUUUUUGAGUGAAAGGGGACUUUAAAGAAUGCAAGAGACUUUGCAGUUUCUGCAAGGAAAGGCGGCAAACCAGGUGGGCAUUUAGAAAAGUUGUGGGUAUAAAAUGUAGCCAUUAAAAUAUAAAAGAAUGACAAUGUACUGAAAUGACCUGAGAACCGUUAAACUGUGUGACUGCACCCAUAGUGACAUCAGACAUAGUGGUCCAGCAAACGGAAAUAGAAAAAAAGCACAACCGAUGACGACUUGACUCCACCUCAUGAUGCCAUUUAGCAACAGAUGAGCAGCAGCAGCAGCGGUACAUGUUCAUUUUGGACAGUCAGAGUCAAGCAUUGCCAUAUCCCCUGGGAGGGGGCCCUGACGGAAUACUGGUGACUGUGUAAUGUUUGUCGGGGUCGCGGUGCCUCCUCUUCCUCUUGCAUCGUAGCUGACCCGGCGGCUUCCUCAUCCAAACCGCGUGUGUUUAUUGCUGUGAGUUUGGUGCGGUGGCUUCGCUAUGGAUGCGCUGUGGAUGGCACCGCUGCUGCUGAUCCCACUCCUGAUGUGGACCAGCAGCACGUUUGUUUUCUAUUUCAAAAAGUGCUUUUACGUCGCCUGGAUGAUGAUGUUGGCGCUGAUUGCGAUUCCUCUGUGUAUACUGAAAAGCGGAGGCAGAGACAUUGAAAACAUGAGGAUUAUCCGCUCCCUGGUUCGUCAUGUGAAGUAUUUCCUGGGUCUUCGAUUUGAAGUGAGCGGUUGGGAGCAUCUGCAGACAGAGGGACCCUACGUCAUCAUCUCCAACCACCAGAGCUCCCUGGACGUUUUAGGCCUGAUGGAGAUCUUACCGGACCGCUGCACCAUGAUCGCCAAGAAAGAGUUGAUCUACGCCGGCACAGUAGGCCUCAUCUGCUGGCUGGGAGGCAUCGUCUUUAUCAACCGAAAGAAGACGAGCGACGCCAAGAGCGUCAUGGCCGACGCCGCCAAAACCAUGUUGGACGACCAGAUUCGUCUGUGGGUGUUCCCAGAGGGGACGCGAAACCAGAAAGGCGACCUGCUGCCCUUCAAAAAAGGCGCAUUCCACCUGGCAGUGCAGGCACAAGCACCCAUCAUACCCGUCGUUUUUUCCUCCUACAGCAACUUCUACCUACGGAAACAAAAGCAGUUCAAAUCGGGGACCAUCAGAUUGAAGAUCCUUCCAAAGAUCGAGACAAAGGGGAUGACGUCAGAGGACGUGUCAUCCCUCUCUGACAAAUCCUUCAAUGUGAUGCGCUCAGCCUUCCUGGACAUCUCUGACUCCAUAACCCGUAGCAACGGGCCCCUGAGGCACUGAACAUUUACCAUACUCCCGCCUCUUUUUUCUCCUAUGUCCCUGUCUGAGACCCACUCCUUCCCCAGACCUCCCUGCUCCUCCCAGGUUGUCCCAUCACCUGGCCAGGAAACAACAUGACACAGGUCUCUUGUCAUGAAUCCUCUUCUUGUCUAGUUGACGCCUGGUCCAGUCUGCCUCUGGCCUGACCAUACAGCACAGUCAGUCCCGACCCUCACCGUGUCUGCAGCAGCACCCGGCAGCAGCGCUGCUCUGCACGCCGUGAGCGGAGUGACGGACGGCAAGCCGAACAGUAUGGAUGUGUGUCGUUCUUCAUGCAUGCCUUUUUUGGAUGGCUCUGUCCACCUUCAUCCUCGCUUUGUUCUCUCGGCUUCGGAAGCCUGACUUUGUUAUCGUCACACUUUAUCGCCAUUUUGUACUUUUUUUGACCUUUUUUUUAUUUUAUUUUAUUUUAUUUUUUUCUCCUGCUUCUGCCUUCUGUUCAGCAUAUAAAUCUCGGCAUUUUUUCGCUUUUCUGUUCAUAAAUGUCACUGGAUUUUUAUGUUCCUCUCAUGCUGCCUUUUUGUUUAGUUGUUUUGGACGCUCACGUACGCACACAGACAUACACACAAACACGAGCGCGCGCGCACACACACACACACACACACACAAAAAGUAUCCCAUCUCCUUCCUUUCCUUUUAGUAUGUUCUCCCCCCUCUCUGCAUUCCAGUCUCUUGCCUAAAGACAAAAGGAGCGGGGUCUCCACGAGCGGCGGGGUGUGCGCUGAGGUGAGAGGUCGACACCGGUCGACCUUGGACUUCUUUAGUUCUGUUGCUAUGAAUUCAACUCUAUAUCCACGUUGGCUCUAUAACUCUAUGACCAAUAGCUCCAUGACAUACUUCACAUGAUGUCAGACAGCAAGGAAUUCAAGGUUACAAGACACAGUGUAUAACAAUAGCACCCAUCUGUACUGAAUUAAUGGACUUAAGUGGACUGAUCGGUUUUCAAUGUUGUGCAUUGUUGAUGUAUCAUUGUGCUUUCUUUCAGUUUGUCCUCCCAAAACAUUAGAAAUAACCUGCGUGCAGCAUCGAGCAAGUGUCUUCUCGCUGUAUUCUGUAUUUUUGCUCUCUAUUUAUUCCACACCGGAUAAUCUUGUUUUCUGUUGUUUGUUUGUUUGUUUUUUUUUGUUUUUUUAAAAAGCGAUCACACGUUUUCACUCCUCGGGAGGAACUCACAAGUGAACCUAUUUAAGAUGUGUCAAAAAAAAAGAUGAUUUCAUAAAGUGCAAUGUCCAACUGUUUUCACAUUACUGUUCCAAAGUGCAAGCUACCUGCCGUGCCAUGACGAAGUGAUUUUUUUUUUUUUUUUGGGGAAGCUUCCAGCGUAAGCCCGUUAUUAUCUCACUAUGAUCUACGUUAUAAGUAUUUCUACUCACUGAUUUCCCUUUACCGUUGAUGAAAGGUAGUUCUUACUGUAGAGAGGACUGUGGAAUGGUCUCUAGCGUCGUUCGACUGAUUUUUAUUUGUUCUGGUUAACUUAAAGAUUUAUAAAUUACUAACAAACCUGGCGAGUCUACAUCUCAGAAGAGUUUAAUGACUUAAAACAUGUUUUGUUGAUUGGCAACGUGAAGAGUCGUCGAAAGCGAAACGAACGUGAUUAACGUUGUUUUUAAGUUGUGAUGUUCUGAUUCAUUUAACCUCAUGGAAGAAUAUUUGAUUAUUUAAAAAAAAAAGUUGUGGAAAUUUUUUGGCCUUAAGUCUGACUGGUGGUCGUUGCACUUUGGAUGCUUUUGUUAGAUUUACGUUUUCUAUGUACUGACUAUGACUUCUAACCGUAUAGAACCGACUGAGCUGUUUUUUUUUUAGUUUACAUCUAGGUCUUACAUUUCAUAUUGCUCACUGCCUUUACACUGUUUGCAAAAUCACUUAUUGCGCUGCUUUCGCCCAUCAAACACUCAUCUGAGAAUGUAUUUCAGCAUUCAGGAUAUUUGCGUACCGCUAGUUGCAUCUUUUUUUUUUAUUUCUUUUGAAGUUAUUGUAUUAACGUGGGAUGUUGUCUCGGCAUACAGUCAGUAUCAAAUCUAGGAAAUGUAUUUAUUUGAUCAUUAAAUGUUUAAAAAUUUAUACCUAGACUGACCUGUUGCGCGCACACACAGACCUUCUGAGGAGAUGAUCUCGUGAAUGGAUUCAUCAAUAUACUUGGUACUAAGCCUGUACACUGCUGUUCAUAGUGCAGCGGUAGUUUUAGCAAUACCUGCUGGGCUCUGGGCUUUAAAGUACAUGUGAUGGUCAGGGUUACAUUUAUGUUCAAGGCCAGUAUGGAAUAUUUACCCCUACUAAUAGUAAUUAAUCAAAUUCUGUAAUUUGUUUUUCUUAGAUUGAAUAUAUUUAUUGACUUUUUUCUUAU